Exserohilum turcica Et28A is the source of this 2869-nucleotide messenger RNA. RefSeq lists its product as uncharacterized. The transcript has 3 exons. The record is from RefSeq and is a predicted model, not a curated record. Gene Ontology annotation, molecular function: protein binding. Bases 111 to 2669 code for a protein of 852 amino acids. Gene Ontology annotation, biological process: ERAD pathway. Lineage: Eukaryota; Fungi; Ascomycota; Dothideomycetes; Pleosporales; Pleosporaceae. Gene Ontology annotation, cellular component: endoplasmic reticulum membrane.
CGACGACGACUGCGUCCCGUGGUCGCACCCUGCCUUUCCGCCUGUCGACAUGACGCCAUGAGUCUCGCUGCUGUCACUACUUGUACUUUGCUCUCCGACCCUUAUCCACAAUGAGGCCCCCAUUGCAGCGGCUCGUGCCGCUUCUCUUUGUUCUUCUUGCGAUAUUCCUCGCCGUCCACGCUCGGUCGCACCUCGACCACGAAGCUGACCAUGUCCACCAGAAGCCGCUGGGCUCGCCCGCACAGAGCAAAGAGGCCUGGAAGUCGGCAUGGGGCGACGACGAUGACGGCGUCAACACGCACCAGGCUGGCUUGGCCUUCGACGAGGCCAUGGCACUCCUUCGCAACAUCAAGCCGGCAACGGCGCCAUGGUGGAACUUUGACAAGAAGUCGGGCAUCCUGGGCGCAAGCGCAUACUACGCCAAAGAAGUCUUCUUCCUCCUGUUCAUGAACGGACCCCCCCAGCAGGAGCUCUUGACCACGAACCCGCAGCCCACGAAGCUGGGAGAGUCGCUGUCGCAGGCCGUCACGCUGCUGGAAGAGGCCGCCGCCCAGAAGCACCCCGACGCCCUGUUCCUGCUCGCCGAAAUGAACUUCUUCGGCAACUACACUCACCCCCGCAACUACUCGGAAGCCUUUCGAAGAUACCGCGAGCUCGCCACAUUGAACGGGAACGCCUCGGCACAACACAUGGUUGGCUUCAUGUAUGCGACUGGCAUUGGCGCCGCCGUCAAGCAGGACCAGUCCAAGGCGCUGCUGUACUACACGCUGGCCGCCGAAGGCGGAGACGUGCGGUCAGAAAUGGCCGUCGCAUACAGGCACUCGGCUGGCAUAUCGACCCCGCGCAACUGCGAGGAAGCCGUGUACUUUUACAAACAGGCGGCCAAGAAGGCCAUCGCAUACAUGCGGUCGGGUCCUCCCGGCGGGCACUCCAUGCCAAGAGAGUCGUACAACAUUGCUGACGAUGAAGGCGGUGUUUACGGCGAGGGCGCAAGUGCAAGUAGUUCCGGGUCCAAUGCCAAAGUGGCCAGCGUCCAAUCCGACGCCUUCUCUUCGCUCGACGACGUGUUCGAAUACAUGGACCUCCAAGCUCGCAAAGGCGACGCACGAGCUACUUUCAAUCUCGCCAAAUUGAACUACGACGGUGCACGAACUCUGAAGCGCGACCUUCCAGCGGCUAAGAAGCGAUUUUUGGAGCUUGCCCGCAUGUAUUGGACUCCCAGUGGAAAAGUAAACGCCAAUGUCUCACCCACCACCGAGAAGCUCGCCGCUAAAGCCGCCGGAUACCUUGGUCGCAUGUUCUUGCGUGGUGAAGGAAUGGCCCAGAGUUUCGACAUUGCAAAGACGUGGUUUAGGCGCGGCAUGGAGCUGGGAGACGCAUUGUCACAGUACUCCAUGGGCAUCAUGUAUCUGAAAGGACUUGGCGUGCCACAAGACCCAGUCAAGGCUGCAGAGCUCUUUGGUGCUGCAGCCGACCAGGACCUGGCCGUCGCCCAAGUCAGGCUCGGCGCCCUAUUUUUGGACCAAGGCGACGUCUUAAUCGCCAUCAAGUACUUUGAGCUCGCAGCCAGACACGGACAUCUGGAAGCAUUUUAUUACUUGGCUGAGAUGACACACAGCGGUGUCGGCCGUGACAAGUCCUGUCCCGUGGCAGCUGCGUAUUACAAGCUCGUCGCAGAGAAGGCUGAGGUUGUGACGACUUCUUUCCCGGAAGCCAAUGAAGCAUACGCCAAUGGCGAUCUAGAAACAGCCCUUGUCAACUACAUGCUGGCAGCUGAACAAGGUUUCGAGGUCGGACAAGCCAACGUGGCCUACUUGCUCGACCAAGCCAAGCCGCGAUUUACAUUAAACUCAUUCCUCCCCUUUGUGAAACAGAAAGCUACGCUAGCAAGCGAUGCCUUUUUGGCCUUGGUUUACUGGACUCGCUCUGCCGAGCAGAAAAAUGUCGAUUCCAUGGUCAAAAUGGGAGACUACUAUAUGCUAGGUUUGGGAACGGCACCCGAUCAAGAGAAAGCAGCAGCGUGUUACCAAGCAGCGGCAGAGACCAUGAAAAGCGCGCAGGCAAUGUGGAACCUUGGCUGGAUGCACGAGAAUGGCAUUGGCAUUGACCAGGACUUCCAUUUGGCAAAGAGGCACUACGACAUGGCAUUGGAAACAAAUCCACGUGAGGCUUAUCUGCCUGUGCUAUUAGCUCUGUACAAAUUGAGAAUCCGGAGUUGGUGGAAUACCUUCACAAACGGUAACAUCAAGUCUAUCCAGGAUGAACCAGUUGUUAAGAAAGAUUGGACUCUUUCUGAGUGGCUAAAUGCUUUCCUCGAAGCCGAACUUGCUGGAUGGGACGGAUAUGAGCCCGACGACUAUGACGACGCGGGUGACGAUUUCUAUGGAGAUGGUUAUCACGGCGAUGACAUUGAUUCGGAUAUCCUUGAAUCACUCAUCAUCCUGGCUUUGAGUGGAGCUUUGGCCUUCCUCGUAUACUACCGCACACAAAGACAGCGGAGACAGGAAGAAGAGCGAAGACGUCAACAAGAACAGCAGCAACAGCUCAACCAAGGCAUACCAGUACCACAGCAGCAACCACAGGGAGAACAACAGCAGGAUAGAGGACUCUUUCCAAACCCGAACGACCCUGAAUUCAUGAAUUGGGUUGCCGGUGGAAUAGGACAUUGAAUUAUCGAGUAAGAUGUAAAGUUAUAGCAUGGAUGGCGUUUGAUUAUGAUGGAGCCGAAUGAUGCAGUUCCUAGCCAGGAUUAGGAUGGCAACGGUUUUGAUUGUGUCUUCCCCACAACUAGGGUGAAUGGUCAACAUGUAGUACUAUGCACCUCAAGGCAUGUAAAUAUGCCAAUCGCUACCAAGCGGCAAAACAAAUG